AACAGCUGAUUAGUUUUUUGCGGGUUUUUUGUUUACAUUCAUGUCAUGCGCCAAAAAAAUCAAAUAAGCCGUUUUUGUACUCUUCCAAAUUUAAGUCAGAUCUCUGGUCAGAUUUAAAAGUAUCAUUUAUUGUGUCUAUGGUACUGCAUGCCUCUGGGAAACAUAAUUCGUAAAAAUGGCCCAGGAAAAAGUUAAAGAAUUUUAUUCCAACGAUAUCGUAUACAGGUUUGAUAAACAUAAAAGAAUCGUAUUCGGAGUCGUCGUAGAUUCUUACGAAGCAUCCAGCGAUGAUGUAGACGAUUCACAAGCUUUGCAAAAAGGCCAAAUUAGAGUUUUGUGGAGUACGGGACCGCGAGAACAAAUUUGGCGUCAGAAUAAGGUUAGGUUAAUUAACCGAAGUAUAAUUCCUGGAGAUAUUGUGCGUAGAUUGGAGAAAGGUAAAGAGACCCAGAGGGGUUACUGUAAAGAAACUAAGCAAAUUGCAACUGUUCAGAUUGUGGGAACUGAUAAGGUCAUUGAACACGUUUCCAGCGAGAGACUACACAGCGUUAGACCUUAUGAUGUCGAUGAUGCUGUUUGUUUUGGAAAUAAGUUCGGAAGAAUUGAAAAUAUUGAUCAACUUAUUUCAAUGCAGUCCAAAGAUGGAUCGGUAGUUGAAGUUUUAACAAGCAUUAAUAAUGAUUUAGAUGAUUAUUGGCUCUCUAAAAGAAAUAGAAUCUCAUUUGAUACCUAUUAUCCCGGACAAGAAGUUAUUUGUGUUCCUAUUAAUUUCGAACAACCAAAUUGGAUAAAAAAAUCCAAAGUAAUGAAGAGAAACAUCCAACAGCGCCAAAGGUUUACUAUCCAACAAGUUACUGACGUUAUGAUAGAGGUUGCUUUGUAUAAUCAUACAGGUUAUUCUAGGAUAUACGAAAUAUCAAAUGAUGAUGUAAAAAGGUUGAAGGUGUUUGAACGUUUAAGCGACGCAUGUUUGGAGUUGGCUGAAAGGAGACUUCUAAAAUUGAAUUCACAUGAUAUACUUCUGAAGAAAAAGGAUUGGGUUAGAAAAUUGUCUUUAAUGUAUCGUCCCGAUGUUCCGAAAGUCCGCCAUAUUGUAAAUUGCAGUUCCAAAAUAAAUUUUCGAGUUCCUCGUAUUCGAAGUUCCUCGUUUGAAAAAGAACAACGGCUCAUAUUAAAAGUUAUCGAGUAUUUGAAACUCGAAAAAGAUGCUGGAAAACCCCUUUUACCUGUGUCGGCUGUUUACGAUAGAACAUCGGAGGCUUUAGGAAUUUCAUGCUCUACUAUGCAAAGAAUAAGUUUCAGAGGAAUCGUAAAAGAUAAAAAACAAAAAGCAGCAAAACAAGUCACAACAUUCGUUUGUUCCGUGGAAUUCCUGCUUAUAAGAUCCAUGGACAUAUUAUUAGAGGACGUAUUUAUUCAUUGUGGUAGUGGUGCGUCUAGCCAAGAUGCUUCUGUGGUGAAUGUAAAUACAAAAAAUCUUCUGAGAAAAAAACAUUAUCCUCCGAAAUCAUACGAACUUAAUUCUGGACAUACUUUGCCAGUAGAGGUUAUUUGCGUUGAAUCUAAAAUAACGGUUAUAUGGCAAGAUGGUACUGAAGAAAAAGAUAUUCCAUCUACUCAGCUAUAUUAUUCAAUAUCUUUAGAUGACCACGAAUUUUUUCCUGGCGAGUGGGUUAUAAAUUACAACAAGAUUGAUGACAGCGCUUAUGGUGUGGUACAGCAAGUCAAUUAUAUAGAACGAACAGCGACAAUAAAGUGGUUUAGAUAUUUAGAAGAUGAUAAAAAACCGGAAGCGUUAAGUACUGAAGAGCUAAGUGUUUAUGACUUGAAGAAACAUUCUAAAUUUGGGUUUAGACCGGGAAGUGUAGUAAAAUCAAAGCCUACUCAGGAAGGAAAAAUGGGCAAAGUCAUAGACAGUUGUAUUGAGGGAUACGUAAUUGUUGAGUGGCUUGAUAAUAAGCAAGAAAAUUGUUGGCCACAGGACAUUGAAUUAAUACCGGACACCCCAGAUUAUGAAUAUUCUGAUUCGGGAGAAAGUUCUGAUGAAGAAAAAGUAUCCUGGGAAACUGAAAGCGUGGAGUCUUAUGCUGGAGGAGAUUUAUCUAACGAAACAGUAUUACAGAAUAUGGCUGCCAGAUUAGAUUUUGUACGAUCUCGAAUAAUAUAUUUAAAAGAAGCUUUUAAAAAUCAUUCAAUUAUAGAAAAUUUUGCAAUACUUAAGGACUUACUAUUAGUAUAUGAAAACUCUAGUUAUUUAGACAAACUAUUAGGAACAUCAUUUUUCAGUUUGAAGAGCAAACAUUUUCAGGCUUUAUUAACCCAAGCGAAAGAAAGAGCUAAACAACAAAAUAUAGAACUUAGGGGCAGAUUGUUUUCAAGUGAUGAAAAGCGGUUAAGCGGGACGAAAAUAAAGGUGGCAGAGUCUGACAACAUUAAAAAAAUGAUUAAGUUGGAGAAUAAAAUUAAUUCAGAAAUUGAAAAGAAAGAAGGGAAUAAAGAAACGACAGCUACUACUCCUUUAACUCCAGAUAGCGUUGUUGACGUUUCUUAUAUUUCCCAAGAAAAUUUAUGUAUAGAACUUUUAUCUACGUUAAAGGUUAGAAUGGAUUUAGCAUAUGCAGAAAUCAUUAGCAAGAUAGGUGGUACACAAGCUUUAAGCGUAUUGACCAAGGCAACGGAUAAUUUUGCUACUCCAGCUAAUUCGACACCUUUACCUAGUUGUCCCACUACCCCAGAGGAUUCAUUUUCAAUUCUUAGUCCAUUAAAACCAAAAAAAUGUUUAACGGUACAAACAGAUGAUCGGCCCUCCCUAACUGUGCAUAAACUCCAAACUGGAGAGAAUGAGUGGUAUAAUGUAAUAGAUGAAGCCCCAUUGACGCAUCACUAUUAUAGCAGUAAAUUUGAUCCAACCGAUUACCAAAAAUUUAUUAAGGCUGUUAUGAGGGAAUACAAACUUCUCAAAGAAUCUUUACCAGACAACGUUUGGGUACGUUCAUAUAGCAAUAGAAUAGAUCUCUUAAGUGUUAUGAUUCAAGGUCCAGCUAAAACACCUUAUGAAGAUGGGUUGUUCUUGUUUGAUGUUCAGUUAGGUGUUGAUUACCCUAGAUCUCCUCCAUUAGUUCACUAUAUUAGUUAUAGUUCGGAAAGGUUGAAUCCUAAUUUAUAUGUUGAAGGCAAAGUAUGUAUAUCUCUUCUUGGUACAUGGGUAGGUAAAGGAACAGAAGUUUGGGGACCCGAGAGUACAUUAUUGCAAUUGAUAGUUUCAAUUCAAGGCCUUAUUCUCGUAUCAGAGCCAUACUACAAUGAAGCUGGUUAUGAUAAACAAACUGAUACGCAACAAGGAUAUGAAAAUUCUAGAACUUACAAUGAACUUGUGAUAUUAAAAUUAGUACAGAGCAUGACAGAACUGCUCUCUAACCCUCCAGAUGUAUUUAAAACUGAAAUUCUGAGACAUUUUACACAAAAUGGUGAAAAACUGUGUCAACGUUUAGAGAAAUAUUGUGAUAGCUUGGAUCCAUUAAAACCAGAGUUUCCAUUGCUUCCAGUUAGUAAAGGAUUAAAACUUUCUUUAGCCACUGCAUUAAAAUUAUUUAGGGAUGUAUUGAUUAAGAAGACGGAGAAGUUAAAUACUGAACUGAGCGACGAAAAAAUCUGCUCACAAUAGCAAUGCAAAUAUUCACACAAACACAUAUAACAAAGCUGUCAGACGAACUAUCGUUACUAUGUUGUUGCAUUAAGAUAAAGACAUUCACAAUGGACUUUUUAUCUGGUACUAAAAUAUUUGUGAUACUAUCUUUUCUACAAAAUAGUAUAGUGUUAUAUAUUAUAAAAACGAAAAAAAAAAUAUUUUUUGUCAUUUUCUUUGUUUUGUUUUUGCAUUAAUAAAUGUUAAGCCAUUUUGUAUUUACUUUUAAAUCGUUCAUGUUUUUGUAGAAAUAUUUUUGGUAUUAUAACUGCUUUUUUAA
Molecule: messenger RNA, 3965 nt
Organism: Sitophilus oryzae (rice weevil)
Lineage: Eukaryota; Metazoa; Arthropoda; Insecta; Coleoptera; Curculionidae
Product: (E3-independent) E2 ubiquitin-conjugating enzyme UBE2O
Exons: 22
Coding region: 176-3664 (1162 amino acids)
Source: RefSeq, a predicted model, not a curated record